This is a messenger RNA of Lotus japonicus, 2505 nucleotides long. Its product is annotated as scarecrow-like protein 1. The coding region runs from base 304 to 2112 and encodes 602 amino acids. Gene Ontology annotation, molecular function: sequence-specific DNA binding; DNA-binding transcription factor activity. Gene Ontology annotation, cellular component: nucleus. The transcript has 3 exons. Lineage: Eukaryota; Viridiplantae; Streptophyta; Magnoliopsida; Fabales; Fabaceae. The record is from RefSeq and is a predicted model, not a curated record. Gene Ontology annotation, biological process: regulation of DNA-templated transcription.
UCAAGAUGUUGUUAUGCCUUCUGGCUUGGCUAUAAUCUCUCUAGCACUUGGUCCAAAGCUUCACCUGAGUUUCUUUCUCUACCUUUUGAAGCAACAAUUCUUAGGUUCAUCCUCGUCUAUCUAUCUGUGUGUGUGCCCUCUGACACAGGGCAAGGACACUCAUCUGGUCUUGGUUUCUUGUUGCAUCAGCAAAGUCGUCCUAGAAAGUUGAACAAGAUUUCAUCAGUUAGCUGUGGCCUAUUUUGCUAUUUCUCAAGAUUACACAGACUGAAAUUCUUGAGCUGACUGAAUAAAACGCAAACUAUGUCACUGGUUAUAUCGGCAGAGCUUGCUGAUACAUCAUAUAGGAAUGCCAAGCUCUACACAAUAAAGGGAACCGAUGUGAAACCUGGCUUGUCCUCCAAUAAUUUUGUACCUGAUAAGCACAGAAACAUGUACAUGACAGAUUCAUAUUCCAGAGAGAGUUAUGAAAAGUAUUUCCUGGAUUCACCAACAGAAGAACUGACAUCAAGUUCCAGCAUAUCAGUAAAUUCAAUUCACCAUGAUGCUGCUUCUUCUUACCAGCUCAGGGCUAGUCCAGGAGCUUCUAUGGUUUCUGAUAAACCAUUUGAUACUUCUCUCAUGUCUACAAGGAAUCAUGAUGCCUAUGAGUCCGACUUCGUAUCAGAUUUCUUGGAUCAUGAAAGCCCGGAUUACCUUGAAGUUGAUGGUGAAAUGCGAUUAAAACUACAAGAGUUGGAGAGGGCGUUGCUUGGUGAUAAUAAUGAUGACGAGGAUGAGGGAGAGGAAGAAGAAGAGGAGGACAUGUUUGGUACUUUCCAAAGCAUGGAGAUUGAUGAUCCUGACAUAGCUGUGUGGGCCGACGCUGAUCCCAUUCAGAACAUGCUGCUCCAUGACCAUGACUCACCAAAGGAAUCUUCAUCCUCAGAUUCCAACAUUAGCAGCAUCAGCAGCACCACCAAAGAAACAUCUCAAUUUCAAAACUCUCCUCAGACCCCGAAGCAAUUGCUUUAUGAAUGUGCUAGUGCUCUUUCAGAAGGAAAUAAAGUGAAAGCCUCAUCUAUGAUAAAUGAUCUCAGGCAGAUGGUCUCAAUUCAAGGAGAUCCUUCCCAAAGAAUUGCAGCAUAUAUGGUGGAAGGCCUCGCGGCUCGCUUGGCUUCAUCCGGAAAAUGUAUAUACAGAGCUUUGAAAUGCAAGGAGCCUCCUUCUUCAGACCGUCUCGCAGCAAUGCAGAUACUAUUCGAGGUCUGCCCGUGUUUUAAAUUUGGAUUCAUCGCUGCGAAUGGUGCCAUUGCAGAGGCUGUGAAGAAUGAAAAGAAGGUUCACAUCAUAGAUUUUGACAUCAACCAAGGAAGUCAAUACAUAACUCUAAUACAAACACUUGCUUCAAGGCCAGGCAAGCCACCCCAUGUGAGAUUGACCGGGGUUGACGAUCCUGAGUCCGUGCAGCGAUCUGUCGGAGGCUUAAACAACAUAGGACAAAGGCUCGAAAAGCUUGCAGAAGCACUUGGGUUGCCGUUUGAGUUUCGAGCUGUGGCAUCAACUACUUCUCUUGUCACCCAAUCAAUGCUCAACUGUCGCCAAGGGGAAGCUCUUGUGGUGAACUUUGCAUUCCAGCUUCAUCACAUGCGAGAUGAGAGCGUGUCAACAGUGAACGAACGGGACCAGCUCCUUCGCAUGGUGAAGAGCCUGAAUCCAAAACUUGUGACGGUUGUGGAGCAGGACAUGAACACUAACACCUCUCCUUUUCUGCCGAGAUUCAUUAUAGCGUACGAAUACUACUCUGCUGUGUUCGACUCGCUUGAUGCCACUCUUCCUAGAGAGAGCCAGGACAGGGUGAAUGUGGAAAGGCAGUGUUUGGCGAGGGACAUUGUUAAUAUUGUCGCGUGUGAGGGCGAGGAUCGGAUAGAGAGGUAUGAAGUUGCUGGGAAAUGGAGAGCAAGGAUGACAAUGGCCGGGUUCAAUUCUUCCCCUAUGAGCACAAAUGUGAAGGAAGCAAUCAGGGAACUCAUUAAGCAGUACUGUGACAGGUACAAGAUGAAGGAUGAAAUGGGGGCACUUCAUUUUGGGUGGGAAGACAAGAACUUGAUUGUUGCUUCAGCAUGGAAGUGACCAUUAUAUUUCUUUUUGUCCUUCACGGAUUACGAUCCGCUCAUGCAUGUGAAACUUGUCUGUCUAUAUCUCUUCAUAAAUAUUAAGAUACUCCUACUUAUUUAAUAAUUAUGAAGAGAAAGAUGGACACAAUUUCAUCUCAACAUUUCACUGUCGUGUGAAGUUUCCACAUGAGAGGAUUCUGAUCCGUUAACCUGAGAAAUGAUAGUGUUAAUGUAGCUUUGUUUGUUUGUUUAGUAUAUUAUUAUGUAUGUGUUUAAACAUGGUCCAGACUAAGCUAAUACGAACUUUGGUGUAAUCCAAGUAUUUAACGCGGCUGGAAGACAAUGGAGUAGGGACCACAUAAACCAGCUAUGCUUAGGCAUGCAAUGACAUCAUUCCUUGUUAGCAUCA